AACUGGAUCCGGGCCUUAUCAGUCAAGGGUAUCGCUCUAACCCAUGUAGCUCAAAAGAAAUGGCCGUACGCUUCCUCUCUUUGCGUGGGAAAAAAUCAAUCGAUGUACGAAGAUUAUCGCUCGGACUGAACAACUCGAGCUCUCAUAUUGGCUUCUUCAGCACUGCUGCAGAGCAGCGCAGUAGAGGAGAUGACUGCCAUAAUGAUGAUGGCGAUGAUGACCGCAAUCACUCGGUAACACAUGUCAGGAUGUUGGAGAUGAGGGCACACAAGCUAGAGCAGCAGGUUCAGGAUCUCACUGAAAGAUAUAAAAGAGCUCUGGCUGACUCAGACAAUGUCCGAAGAAGAACUCAGAAGUUUGUGGAAGACGCCAAGCUCUUCGGGAUUCAAAGUUUCUGUCGUGACCUAGUGGAGGUGGCGGACUUGCUGGAGCAGACUACGGAGGGGGCCGAGACAGUGAACCUAACUCAGAGCCUGGCACAAAUCCAGGGCAGACUGCAAGAGGUGUUCACUAAGCAUGGACUGGAGAAAAUGAGUCCUGUGGGGUCCACGUAUGACCCCUACGACCAUGAGAUAGUGUGCCAUACCCCAGCAGAUGGAGUGGAGCCUGGUAUUAUAGCUGUGGUAAAGCAAGAUGGUUACAAGCUUCACGGGCGCACCAUUCGGCAUGCACAUGUGGGCAUCGCUGUAAAGACACAGGAGUCCUGAUUACAGGUUUUGGUUUAUUGUGCCACCCUGACUUGAAGCUCCUGUACGCUGCAUAAUUGCAUUUGUAGAAUUUCUGCCUUCCUUAAAGUAUUCAUGUAGAUACACGCUCACAAAACUGAAGCAUUCUCUGAGAUAAUAGUUCAGCUAUGUAGUUCAUUGGUCUUUGCUUGAUUGUCCUUUUUUACGCAUUGUCAUCUGCAUCUAUUUAAAUAUUCUGUAGUUCUGUAAUGUUGCACAUUGUCCCAUCUUUUUAGAAUGAGAUUUUUUUUGGAAAUCAACACUGAUAUAAAGACUGUAGUGUAUAUAUAAAUUGAGCCCACACUGUUUGGAAUUUACAUUACACUUUCUGGUACCUUAAUCAAAACUAUCAUACCUCAGUGAACCUUGAAAUUGGGAGGUAUUUCUUCUUAUUCUGUUAUACUGGUAGAGGUCUUGUGUUUGGGACCCUAAUGUAAUGAAGUGUAUGACUGUGUGUCUUAUUGCAGUACAGUAUUGAUAGAAAAUAUCUAUGUACUGUAAAUUACAAUUUGCAUUUCCAAGGCAAUUACAGUGUUUGUGAGAGAGAGAGAGGACAGUAUGAGUCCCCUUUUGUGAAGGUUUACUGAAUAUUGGUCAUUUGGCAGUUUUGGGAUGCUUCUUCUUUUGUGCCUUAAUGUUAGAUCAGCAGUGCCCAAAGAGUGAACUCUAACAUGCUAAAUCUAUGAAUAAAUAACAAUGUGGAAGAUAAGGUGUUGGUGCACCUUACAUUGUACAUAUGAAGUACAUAUCAAAAAGAGAGGGACAUGCCUCUGUGUUCAGUAUUUAUAUAUAUAUAUACAUAUUUUUAAGUUAUAGAAAAUGGAUUAUAAUAUUUUGUAAGUGUAUAUAUUUCACAGUCAAGUGUCCAGUAGAGUUUUGCCUUGUAGUGAGUUGUGAAAUAACAUUGGAAAUAGCUGAAAAAUCAGAUGCCUAUGGGAAAUGUUUUGUGUUUGAUAUAAAUAAUAUGUGGCAUGUUCAGUGUAGCAUCACUCCUGAUUUUUUUUUGUUGGAAUGAUAUUAAAAUUGUUAAAAAAAA
Colossoma macropomum (tambaqui) is the source of this 1761-nucleotide messenger RNA. RefSeq names its product GrpE-like 2, mitochondrial (gene grpel2). Gene Ontology annotation, biological process: protein import into mitochondrial matrix; protein folding. Bases 60 to 707 code for a protein of 215 amino acids. Lineage: Eukaryota; Metazoa; Chordata; Actinopteri; Characiformes; Serrasalmidae. Gene Ontology annotation, molecular function: adenyl-nucleotide exchange factor activity; protein homodimerization activity; protein-folding chaperone binding. Gene Ontology annotation, cellular component: PAM complex, Tim23 associated import motor. The record is from RefSeq and is a predicted model, not a curated record. The transcript has 4 exons.